Molecule: messenger RNA, 1212 nt
Organism: Euleptes europaea (tarantolino)
Lineage: Eukaryota; Metazoa; Chordata; Lepidosauria; Squamata; Sphaerodactylidae
Gene: MVD
Product: mevalonate diphosphate decarboxylase
Exons: 10
Coding region: 1-1212 (403 amino acids)
Biological process (GO): isoprenoid biosynthetic process; isopentenyl diphosphate biosynthetic process, mevalonate pathway
Cellular component (GO): cytosol
Molecular function (GO): diphosphomevalonate decarboxylase activity; ATP binding
Source: RefSeq, a predicted model, not a curated record
AUGGCUGAAGAGAAGCCCAUGACGGUGGUGACCUGCACGGCCCCGGUCAACAUCGCGGUGAUCAAAUACUGGGGGAAACGUGACGAAGAGCUGAUUUUGCCCAUUAAUUCCUCCCUCAGCGUCACUCUGCACCAGGAUCAGCUCAAAACCACCACGACAGCAGCCGUCAGCCGGGACUUCAAAGAGGACCGCCUCUGGCUCAACGGGAAAGAGGAUGAUAUCGCGCACCCCCGUCUCCAGUCUUGCCUGCGGGAGAUUCGCCGCCUGGCUAGGAAGCGCCAUGCGGGCAACGGCAGCGGUAACGGUGACGCCCUUCCCCUCAGUCUCACCUACAAGGUCCACAUUGCUUCAGAGAACAACUUCCCUACAGCUGCUGGGCUGGCCUCCUCAGCGGCUGGCUACGCCUGCCUGGUCUAUACCCUGGCCAAGCUGUACGGUGUGGAAGGGGAGCUUUCUGUAGUGGCCCGCCAAGGCUCAGGAAGCGCCUGCCGCAGCAUAUUCGGGGGCUUUGUGCAGUGGAUCAUGGGGGAAAGAGCUGAUGGCAAGGACAGCGUUGCCCAACAGGUGGCACCGGAGACACACUGGCCCGAGCUGAGGGUCCUGAUCCUGGUGGUGAGUGCGGACAAGAAGUCAGUGGGGAGCACAGCCGGAAUGCAGACCAGUGUGAAGACCAGUCUGCUGCUGAAGCACCGUGCAGAGGCAGUGGUUCCGGAGCGCAUGGCGCAAAUGAUCCGAUACAUCCAGCAGCGUGACUUCGAGGCGUUUGCGGAGCUCACGAUGAAAGACAGCAAUCAGUUCCACGCCACCUGCCUGGACACCUUCCCACCCAUUUUCUAUCUCAACGACAUCUCCAAGCAAGUGAUAGGCCUGGUGCACCGUUUCAACGCACACUAUGGCAAAACCAAGGUGAGCUAUACCUUUGACGCCGGUCCCAACGCAGUUCUCUUUGCCCUGGAAGACACCGUGGGGGAGCUGGUGGAGGUGGUCAAGCACAGCUUCCCUCCAGAUGGCAACGGAGGCCAGUUCCUGAAAGGCCUGCCGGUGGAAGGAGCCUCCCUGUCUGACGAACUUCUCACAGUGGUGGUGAGAGAUCCAGCGCCGGGAGCGAUCCAGUACUUGCUGCACACCAAGCCGGGGCCGGGGCCGAUGACGGUGGAGGAUGCCGGCGGUCAUCUCCUCGGAGCAGAUGGGCUCCCUCGAAGCAGCUGCUGA